Fonsecaea erecta is the source of this 903-nucleotide messenger RNA. RefSeq lists its product as hypothetical. NCBI's taxonomy places the organism in Eukaryota, Fungi, Ascomycota, Eurotiomycetes, Chaetothyriales, Herpotrichiellaceae. The transcript has a single exon. The record is from RefSeq and is a predicted model, not a curated record. Gene Ontology annotation, biological process: fungal-type cell wall organization. The coding region runs from base 1 to 903 and encodes 300 amino acids.
AUGUCCACCAAAGCCAUGAAGACCUUCCUCCUCUCCUCCCUGAUAUACACCUCCACCCACGCGUUUGUCCCACUGGAUAUCCACCCGCCAAUAGACAAUGUCGCCAUACAACCCGUACCCUCAGAUCUUGACACGGUUCACUGGGUGCCUAUCGCAACUCUCGAACCCAUUUCCAUUUCCAACACACCUCAUCCUGCAACCUCAGUGCCCACACCUACCCCGUCUGUCGACACAGAAACUGAAUAUCAUAUUCUCCCUCUCGGCCUCGAUGCGAACGCGGUCCCGGAGCUGAAAGUCAGGCAAGUAACAGGCCAAGGUGCCGCUGCUGCUCCAACGGCGAUCAAUCAAGUCAGUCCAAUCACAACAUACUACGUCAAUUCAAUGAUUGCGCCUGGCGAUGUGACACAAGUGCCCGUGGUGUACACACAGACUUUUCCACCGAUUCCGGACCAGUGGCCUAGCGCAGCUGCAGGAACGAUUGGACUAGGGACCAUUCAGGGCACUGUGGGACAGGUGAGGAGUAAGAGAAGUCUACCGACUCAGGCUCCUUUGGCAGGGGAUAAGAUCGUGAAAGAAGGUGGUGAAAACACGAACGGAGAAAGUGGUCAUGUGCAAGGGACCACAUCUUGGACGGAGAGACUGAAGAAAAUAGGCAAGGAGUGGAUGGAGCAGUUGUCCACAGAGAAUGGCGAGGAACCAACCAAGGAGCAAGAAGAGCACGCCGUUCUGCUUGACGAAGCAGUCGAACUCUCCACUCCGACUCCCUUGGUAGCUGUCCCUCUUGAGAACAAGCAGAAGGCAGAUUCACGUGCCAUUGCCAACGAUGCAGGCCGCGCUCUUCAGGCAGGGACGCUGGCUAUUCUGGCUGUGGGCAUUGCUACGAUGUGCGUGAGCUACCUAUAA